AUGGCAUUCGCUCAUUUCUUCUUCAUUUGUUUCCUCCCUACAUUCAUUUUCGCUUUUACUCACCCUGGUCUCUUGGUAUCUCAAUCGGAUAUCAAUCGUAUCCAGACUAAGCUUACUGCCAGGAAAGAGCCCUGGACGGCAUCUUGGGAGAAGCUGACCAGCAUCCCAUUCUCCAGCACGGAGUACAAAAACAAUGCAGUAAAAGAAGUCAAUCGAGGUGAGAAUGGAGAGGCCCUCUGGCACGACGCUGCAGCUGCCUUUAACCUCGCUUUGCGCUGGAAGAUUUCCGGAGAGGAGCGAUUUGCCGAGGCUGCAUCCGAUAUCCUUGUCGCUUGGGCAGACAAGUUGGAAGUCUUGAGUGGUGGCGACGAUGCGUAUCUUACUGCAGGUCUGCAGGGAUAUGAACUUGCGAACGCCGCCGAACUUCUCCAUGACUACAAGCCUUUUGUCGAGACAGGUCGGUCAAAGGUUGUCAAGAUGUUUGACGAAGUAUUUUUGCCAAUGAACCUCGACUUUCUCAAUCAAAGACUCGGAUCGCAACAUAAUGUCAAACACUUCUUUGCAAACUGGGAACAGUGCAACAUUGCAUCUGCCCUUGCCAUCGCUGUUGUCACCGACAACCAGACAACCUGGGACUUUACCAUUGACUAUUUCAAGAACGGUGUUGGUAACGGAGCCAUCAACAACGCCAUCUCGAAUAUUGUGAAGGAGCCGGGGACUGGCAAGCCGCUUGGGCAAGGUCAAGAGUCUGGUCGCGAUCAAGGUCACUCGGGAAUGAACUUCCAGCUUUUGGGAGCCAUUGGACAGCAGGCGUGGAAUCAAGGCGAAGACUUGUUCUCUUACAAUGACAGCCGAAUUCUUCUCGGAGCCGAGUACUUUGCGCGAUACAAUUUGGGUAACGAUGUGCCGUUCGAGCCAUACACCAACGGAAUUGUUUCUUUCGAUGUUAUAAGCGAUGCCUCUCGCGGUGCGAUCCGGCCAGCAUGGGAGCUGCUCUACACUCACUAUGUCCAAAUCAAAGGUCUCGACGCUCCCUGGACUACCGCCUAUCUGAACAAGAGCUUGGAAUAUUUCGGUGGAUUCGAAGGUGGAGCUGGAUCUUGGGGAGAGGGCUCGGGUCAUUAUGAUGGACUCGGCUGGGGCUCUCUCCUCUACCACUUAGACGAGUCCGAUGUUCAGGCACUGGAAUCGUCCGCCUUGCCCUCGGUGGCGUCGUCCAAGAUCCACUAUCCAGUCGCCCAAGGCACCCAAGUCCCAGCAUCUCUCGCUCGUCCCGAUACUAUGUCCAAGCCCAUCACGCAAACCAGGGCCUCUCCCACGGCAACUACUUUACAUUUGCCAAAAGAAUCUAAUGUCGUCAAGCUUCCAGUUGCUCAACCAACUAUGACCAAGAAACCCCAUCGCAAGGCUCACAAGGUUAAAACAGGAUGCCGGCCGCCGGCGUAG
This is a messenger RNA of Fusarium coffeatum, 1446 nucleotides long. RefSeq lists its product as uncharacterized. Gene Ontology annotation, cellular component: periplasmic space. The record is from RefSeq and is a predicted model, not a curated record. Gene Ontology annotation, molecular function: lyase activity. NCBI's taxonomy places the organism in Eukaryota, Fungi, Ascomycota, Sordariomycetes, Hypocreales, Nectriaceae. Bases 1 to 1446 code for a protein of 481 amino acids. The transcript is spliced from 2 exons.